AUGGCAAGUCGAAUAAACAGCACCUUCAGUUCGUCUGAGGAAUGGCAGCAAGCAUUGCAAGCUUUAAACUCGCCUCCUCAAUCCAGACCCAUGUCAUUCAGCUCCACUCCGGAGUAUGUGUUCCAAAACGCUGAGCGGUACACCUUGGGACGCGCUGUCAAGGACAUGGCCCGCACUUUCCGACACCAUCACGACACGUCUUUAGAAAAGCUGCGCACCUCGCCUUUUCUCAUGUUCCUCAGGGUUUGGCACACCUAUGGCAUUUGGGUUGGUGCAUGUGUGUAUUUUACUAUCUCGGCAAACUUGAUGCUGGCGUGGUACAUCGACUGGUAUCGGACCAGCAGCACGUAUGGCCUUGAGUCGCGCGGUGCUUCGGAAAUCCUGCACUUCCCCCUAGCGCCUUUCUUCGCCAUCUUUUGUCGAUCUUGGUUGCUGGUGUGCCUAGUGGGAGAGCUGCUCCGCUUCUGCUACCUUUUGGCAGCAGAUGCAUGGGAGGAAGACGCGUUUGUUACUUACAGACGCGUGGUUUGUGGCGAUUUCCAGCGCGACCUGCAAGACGAUCCAGAAAAAGGGCCUCUUCGUUCAAGGCGGUGGUCUUCCGAGAUGUUGAGAUCUCCAGGAUGCCGUUUUCUCGACAUUCUGCUUCAGAGCUCAAUCUACCUCGCGUUGGACGUGGUCCCGUUGGUGUGCUUUCUUGCAUCGUACAUUGAGAAGCAGAGCUUCGCGAAUGCGUCGGUGGCAGCGUCUGCUGGGCUUACUGGUGGAAGCUGUAUCCAUGUGUUUCUCUUCUUCCUCGCCAUGUGGGUCACUGAUGUCGUCACUAAAUAUCGUGCCUUUCUAGCGGCAUAUCGUGGCGAAGCUCGACUGGCUCCCUGUGAGUAUCCAGGAGAGUCAUUGCAGAACUUUCAAUGGGCGGGCGAGUUUGGCGACAGGCAUUUGGCCAACCUGGAAGCUGCUCGAUGUGUUUCCUUCGUUGAGGACUCCCAAGAUGGCCCUCCCGACCGCUGCUUCACGCCUCGCAGCGGAGGUGGCGGAGGUGGCGGAGGUGGCGGAGUGUCACUGGGUGACAGACCCGACCAGAGUGCGGCUUCUCUUGGUACCACGUCGGAUGUUGCUAGAAGGUCCGGUGGAUCGCUUCAGCUCAUGUCCCAGGCCGUGUCCCCGGGAGCCUUCGGUGUGCAGGAGUCCAGCAGAGGCUCCGUGUGGAUUCCGCCCAGGUCGGAGAUGCUGAUGGCCCCGCCCCAGGGUGGAGAGACGGCGAGGUCCUUCGACGGAGUCUCGAGGGCCGACCAGUUGAACCUGUGCGUGCCAUUGUGCGCGUGCUUCGGGGCAACUUUGGCCCUUUGUCUUCCGCACCUGCUCUGGGCGACAGUUGUGAUUGUUGGUUGGCAGGUGAGCAACUGGGCGUUGGUUGUGGCCGGAUUUGCUCUCAUGGUAGUGAUCGUAUGUCGUGGAUUCUGCACUUCAGGUGGCCCACCCACUGCCGAACGACCAUGCUUUCCUGGUGCCGGGUCUUGGGAGCUCUGGGCGUUGCAGGCCUGGGGUGAGCAUCACUGUGGGCUGAAGUACGAGGAUCAGCUGUCGAGCAGCAUAACCUUUUCGGUCGUGGUCCUCCUUCAGGGUGUCCUCUUUGCCGCGCUGGGCCAGUGGAUAGGCAUGGUGGUAUGCCUCGGUGUAGUGGUCCUCACCUUCCUGCGGCAUCAGAUGGCCUACCGGGAGCGGCCGUGGGGAUGGCUGCUAGGACUGUUGCUGGGAUUUGGGCAUGCAGCCCUGGCUACGGCCCUGAACGCAGGGUUGGGUCAGCGCUGGGGAGUCAUGACCUUCAUCUUUGCGCUUUCCCACCAGCCCUUUAGUUGA
Symbiodinium natans is the source of this 1857-nucleotide messenger RNA. NCBI's taxonomy places the organism in Eukaryota, Dinophyceae, Suessiales, Symbiodiniaceae. The record is from the annotation of a GenBank genome assembly.